ACGAAAUGCGGGAGAAUUAUUUGGGAGUGGUUGGGCCCGUGUAUUCACGGGCACACGUCAUUUCGCUUGCGAAUCUGAGGUUAAGGUUUGUGUCACCUGAAACGAUGCGAAAAGUUUUUUAUUGUCAAUUGCAUUCGAAAUUUGGCAAAUGAGUCCGGUAGUUUCGAUGGCCUAACUGUAUAUGCUACGUGUCAUUCGUUAUGCAAUGAUCAAAUACCAUCUGCUGACAUCAGCCGCGUUGUGUUUGAUAAGACGUGUCAGUCUGCUCCGAAUUAUCAACCAUAGAGGUUAGUCACGUACACUGCACUCGUCAGUACUUUAUUCACUUCUGGUGCUCCUGCGUAUGCUUGAUAAUCUGAGCGCAAUAUCGUUAGUUCAAUUCGAGAAAGAUAUAACACCAAGCCUAGAAGAUAUGGCGAGUAAAUGGAAUGUACUGGUGACGGGCGGUGCUGGUUACAUUGGUUCUCACACAGUACUGGAUCUCCUAAAAGAAAAUUUUGAGGUGGUGGUUAUUGAUAAUCUCGUUAAUGCAUACAAAGGAGAUAAAGCGGAUAAACCGGAAUGUAUUUUACGGGUUGAAAAACUCGCCAAGAAGAAUAUAAUCUUUGAAGAGUGUGAUAUUACUGAUAAACCAGCUCUAGAGGGUAUUUUUAAAAGACAUAAAUUCCAAUGUGUCAUUCACUUCGCGGCGUUGAAAGCCGUUGGAGAGUCAUGCGAAAAACCACUGGAAUAUUACAAAACCAAUGUUGGAGGGACGAUCAAUUUGUUGGAAGUGAUGAGAGAUCAUGGGGUUAAAAAUUUCAUCUACUCGAGCAGUGCAACUGUUUAUGGGGUGCCAAAGAAACUUCCAUUGACUGAAGACAUGGAGACUGGACACUGCACCAAUCCCUAUGGCAAGACCAAGUUUAUGGUUGAAGAGAUUCUGAAGGAUCUGUGCCAAUCCGAUAAAAGCUGGUCAGUCAUAUCAUUGAGAUAUUUCAAUCCUGUUGGCGCUCACCCGUCCGGGGAAAUAGGUGAGGACCCUAAUGGAAUCCCAAAUAACCUGAUGCCGUUCAUCGCUCAAGUGGCCGUUGGCAAACGCGAGAUGCUGACAGUUUACGGCAACGAUUAUGACACGCCGGAUGGAACUGGCGUUAGAGAUUAUAUCCACAUUAUGGAUCUGGCGAAUGGUCACGUGAAAGCUAUCAUUAAUCAAAGUACGAGUGAUUCCAAAGGUUUCAAAGCCGUCAACUUGGGGACUGGCAAGGGUUUUUCAGUUUUAGAAAUGAUCAGUGCAUUCGAGAAAGCCUCGGGCAAAAAAAUACCAUUCAAGAUUGCUGAACGCAGAGCUGGAGACAUUGCAUCUAGCUAUGCGGAUGCAUCGAUAGCCAAUAAAGAGUUCAAAUGGUUUGCCACAAAAAAUAUCGAUGACAUGUGUGCUGAUACGUGGAAUUGGCAGCAACGUAAUCCACAGGGUUUUAAAUCGGCGUGAAGUGUGUCUAUUCUUCAGUGAGGAAGGGAGAGCAUUUUACUAGAGAAAAUUAUGAAAUUUUAGCUAAAUGGAUCACUCGAGGCGGGGCCUCUAAUCUAUAUAGAUCAAUUCAAUGAAUCGACGUGUAUUUGAAUAAACUCAUAGCAUGCGUGUGUGUAUAAUGAUAAAUGUGGGUGAAAGACAUUUGGAUAUUUGUACAGCCUGAGGAAAUUUACGUUUCCAUGAAUUUUUCUGCCUCAAUAAAGUUCAAUCUAGAAAUAUA
Diachasma alloeum is the source of this 1733-nucleotide messenger RNA. It is a transcript of the gene Gale, whose product is annotated as UDP-glucose 4-epimerase. Gene Ontology annotation, cellular component: cytosol. Bases 344 to 1471 code for a protein of 375 amino acids. NCBI's taxonomy places the organism in Eukaryota, Metazoa, Arthropoda, Insecta, Hymenoptera, Braconidae. The transcript has 7 exons. Gene Ontology annotation, biological process: beta-D-galactose catabolic process via UDP-galactose, Leloir pathway. The record is from RefSeq and is a predicted model, not a curated record. Gene Ontology annotation, molecular function: UDP-glucose 4-epimerase activity.